Molecule: messenger RNA, 3123 nt
Organism: Acanthochromis polyacanthus (spiny chromis)
Lineage: Eukaryota; Metazoa; Chordata; Actinopteri; Pomacentridae
Product: coagulation factor XIII A chain-like
Exons: 18
Coding region: 55-2223 (722 amino acids)
Biological process (GO): blood coagulation, fibrin clot formation; peptide cross-linking
Molecular function (GO): protein-glutamine gamma-glutamyltransferase activity
Source: RefSeq, a predicted model, not a curated record
GACAAACUGAACUUCUCUCCAUCAGACGAACUUUUCCUGCCGUUUUCGACCGCCAUGGUUCCUCCGACCAACCCCAGCUACAAGGGCCGCUACAGCGAGCCGGUGCCGGUCUCCAACCUCAAAGACUUCGGCGACGACUUCGCCGAGUUCGAGCCUUUUGACGGCAUCGACGAGGCGACGCCGCGGUCCUACCCUGGAGGAGCCACGCUGACGGUGGAGAACGUGGACAUGAGUCAGCAGAUCAACAAACCCAAACACUACACCACCGCCUACGAAACCCAGAACCUGGUGGUCCGCCGAGGACACGAGUUCGUGGUCCGGGUGUCCUUCAACCGAGAGCUGGUCCAGGAGGACGACUUCCAGCUGGAGUUCCUGAUCGGCUCCAACCCGUCGGCCAACAAGGGCUCCCUGGUGGUGGUGACCUUCGGGUCCCGUCGUGGAGGCCCCUGGGCCGGCCAGAUCCUGGAGAUGCAGGGCAGCUCGGUGCUGCUCGGCGUCACGCCGUCGCCCACCGCCAUCGUGGGGAAAUACCGGACAUAUGUGGCCAUAUCGGUGGGCAGCGGCAUGCAGCGGACCAAGAGAAACGCCGCCACCGACCUCUACAUGCUGUUCAACGCCUGGUGUCCAGAGGACCCGGUGUUUCUUGCCAAUGAUUCGGAGAGAAUGGAGUACGUCCUGAACGACUUUGGCAUCAUCUACCAGGGUUCCAUGGGCUCCAUCAUCUCCCGGUCCUGGGUGUAUGGACAGUUCGAACCUGGAAUCCUGGACGCCUGCAUCUUCAUCCUGGACUCGUCCCGGAUGCCGAUCUACAACCGAGGCAACAUCAUCAAGGUGGUCAGGAAGGGAUCCGCCAUGAUCAACUCUCAGGACGAUAACGGCGUCGUGGUGGGGAACUGGAGCAACGACUACUCGAUGGGCAUCGCCCCGACAGCCUGGACUGGCAGCGUGGCCAUCCUGCAGCAGUACGCCAACACCGGGACCCCGGUGUUGUACGGCCAGUGCUGGGUGUUCGCUGGAGUCUUCUGCACCUUCCUGCGGUGUCUGGGAAUCCCCACCAGAGUCAUCACCAACUUCUCCUCAGCCCACGACAACACAGGAAACCUGAAGACCGACCUGAUCUUCAAGUUGGACGGGACGCCGGACCGACGGGCCACCAGGGACUCCAUCUGGAACUACCACUGCUGGAAUGAGUGUUGGAUGACUCGUCCAGAUCUUCCUGCAGGAUACGGAGGAUGGCAAAUAGUGGAUGGAACGCCUCAGGAGACCAGCGACGGUCAUUUCCGCUGUGGUCCAGCGUCCGUCGCUGCCAUCAAGGAGGGGAACAUCUGUCUCCCGUUUGACUGUGGAUUCGUCUUCGCUGAGGUGAACAGCGACGUGGUUUUCCAUAAGAAGGACCGAUACGGAACGAUGGAGGUGUUCAAGGUGGAUACGACUCACAUUGGACAGGGUCUGUUCACCAAAGCUCUGAGCAGCAAUCAGUACGUGGACGUCACCCGCACCUACAAACACCCUGAAGGUAGUGAGGCGGACAGCCAGAGUAUGACUCGGGCGGAAGAAUACGGCUGUGACAGGGAUCACUCUGACGUACCGGAGGGACAGCUGUCUGCUGGCAUCACCUGUGAACUGACUCAGCUGGGUUCAGACAUUGAACUGCUGGUGACUCUGACCAACCACGGAGACGUCAACAGGGAUGUCAACUGUCACCUGGACGUCUCCGUCAGCUUCUACACCGGCGUCGACGCCAACCACUUCAAAGACUUGGACUUCACCAUCACUGUGGCAGCCAAGCAGAAAAACAGCGUGAUCGUGAAGAUCCAGGCUGACGAGUACCUGCCUCACCUCAACGGUCAGGACAGCAUUCGCUUCAUUCUGAGUGGUUCCUCCGAGGACCAGUCGGUCAGCGCCAUCAAGGUGGUGACCCUGCAGAGCCCAACGCUCACCCUGACGGUGAGCGGCCAACCAAGGGUUCAGCAGCAAAUGUUUGUGACUGUCUCCUUCACCAACCCCCUGAAAGACCCUCUCCAAAACGUCUACAUGUACUUGGAAGGCGCUGGAGUCAUGGCCCUCCGGAGGCGCUACAUCCCGAAAAUUGAGCCUCUAGCUUCGGUCUCCUGGAUGGAAGCGUACACUCCUCGGCUGACAGGACCCCGACGCAUCGUGGCGGUGAUGUACUGCAGCAAUCUGAGCAAUGUGUCUGGUUAUGUUGAUGUCUACAUCGGCUGACCUGCCUCACUGUACACAUCAUCUGCCUGAGUGGGCGGAGCUUGCAAAAAAAGGCACUUCCUGCUGUGAUGAUUCAUUUUUUCUUCAAAUAUGAAUUCAAUUAAACACAGAAAUCUCAACUUUAAUGAUUUUAUUCCAUAGAUAUGGAGGUUUGUGAGACUGUUUUUGAGAUGUAAAGAAACAGAAGCAGGUUAAGAUAAUUCUCCCUAUUGAUGACAAUAAAGUUUACUAGUAAUAAUGUUAAAUAUUAGAUAGACUUACAUUACACAAAUAUGCAAUCAAAAUGAAGCAAAAUACAAUGAUAGGAAAAUAAUAAUUCGGCAAUUACUAUACAAAUUAGAUUUAUUUGUAACUUUUAGGACACAUUUACAAACCAAAUAAAACAAGUUACAUUAGCAUUACAUAAACAUUAGCAUGACUCAUCUGUGAUCAUGCUAACAUGCUAGGAUGCUACUGUAGCUAUGUGACUGUAAAUCACAAUAAACAUGAGCAUGACUUCUCUGCUAACAUGCUACUUUAGCUAUAUGUCUAUAAAACACCAUAAACAUUAGCAUGAAUCCUCUGUGAUCAUGUUAACAUGCUGACAUGCUAAUUUAGCUAUGUCACUCUAGAACUCCAUAAACAUUAGCAUGGUUCCUCUGUGAUCAUGCUAACAUGCUUACACGAUACUUGUCAUUAUUAGCAGAGUGUCGCUAUUAAAUAUUAAUCAAUAAUAAUUAAAUAAAAUAAUAAUCAGUUAGAUUCAGACACAAACACACCUCCAGUUUGUGGGAUACAAACCUUCAUAUCAGUUUGUGAUUGAAAACAAAUGUGAUUUUUUAAAAAACUUUUUUCUCGUUCCUUUGUGCCUUAAAUACCUUCUAAUGAUGCUCGCUAACAAUAAAAGCAGAUUGAAAACCA